Oryzias melastigma (Indian medaka) is the source of this 10085-nucleotide messenger RNA. It is a transcript of the gene nbeal1, whose product is annotated as neurobeachin-like 1. The transcript is spliced from 55 exons. The record is from RefSeq and is a predicted model, not a curated record. Gene Ontology annotation, molecular function: protein kinase binding. Bases 429 to 8702 code for a protein of 2757 amino acids. Lineage: Eukaryota; Metazoa; Chordata; Actinopteri; Beloniformes; Adrianichthyidae. Gene Ontology annotation, biological process: intracellular protein localization. Gene Ontology annotation, cellular component: cytosol; membrane.
AAACAGGCAAGUGGGCUUCGCGUUUAGCGACAUUUUUAGACCUUUUUGUGGACAUUUUCACCUUCGUUAGUGGCUGUGCGGUACUCGUAGCCGGGCAAAGUGAGCCGGUUUGUCUCUCGAAGAGGUGGAAGACGAGGAGAAGCACUUCAGGAAAAUCCAUUCAAGGAAAUCUGAGUUUGGAAGGACAGGCCCUGCUGCUCCCCAGGAAUUGCCCCAUUUUUUCCCCCCUCAGUCAGUCAUGGACUAAAUCCUGGAGGAACCUUCCUGUCACUGGUUUCCUUUAAAGGGAGUAACUGCACUUUUGUCAGAGCCGGACAGCCCAAAUGUUUCUGGGACAGAGCUCGGCUGGUGAUCGGAGGCCAUGAAGCAGCCAGGGGAGUGACCUGGCUGGACCCCAGCCCCCAGGUUGGUGCCACUUUUCUGGCACCAUGGCAUCCAACGAGAGAUUGUACGAAGUCUGGAUGCUUUACGUCAACAAGAGGGAUCCAGACUACCUGAAGAUAUGGAUGGAGAAUUUCAUCAGCUCCUAUGAGCAAUGCCUUGAUGUGGACUUUGAAAAACCACCUUCCAGGCCGGAAGAGGUUCCUCCGGUUCUAACGCUGCUCCCGGACAACAUCCUGCAGGUUCUGCGGCACCAGCUGCUGCAGUGCGUGCAGAAAGCCUCCGACGGCCUGGAGGCGGAGCAGCAGCACCUGGCUCUGCUGCUGCUCAAGUUCCUCAUCAUCGUCUGCAGGAACCUGUCCAACGUGGAAGAGAUCGGCAGCUGUUCCUACAUUAACCACAUCAUCACCAUGACAACGCUAUACAUUCAGCAGCUCAAGAGCAAAACCAAAGAGAAGGAGAUGGCCGACCAGAGUCAGGCGGAGGAGUUCGUCCGCCACGCCUUGGCCUUCUGCGAGAGCCUCUACGACCCCUACCACAACUGGAGGCAUCGAACGUGCGGGGAGCAGCUGGGUACAGUGGAGAGGAGCAGGCAGAAGUACAAAGCAGCUCCCCUCACUGUGGAGUUUGUACCUUUCUUUUACCAGUGCUUCCAGGAGAGCGAGCACCUGAAGGAGAGCCUAAAAUGCUGCUUACUUCACCUGUUUGGAGCCAUAGUAGCUGGAGAUCAGAGGAACGCCCUGCUGGCCAUCUCUCCAGCCACCAUGGAGGUGCUGAUGCGGGUUUUGGCUGACUGCUCCACCGGCGGCUGCUCCGCGGACGAGGCGGAGGAUUGGGACAGCGAGGCUCCCGACCGGAAGGCCCUGCUGACCUUAGGCUGCCUGAGGGAGGUGGUGCAGCGCCUCCUGGCUUCCAGCUCUGACCAGCGGCAGGUGGAAAUCGCCGCCGUCCUGGAAAACUACUUCAAGCUGCUGAACUCUGACCCCGCUGCCGUGGUCGCAGCCCGCCAACAGCAGCAAACCAAAGGCAGCGGUCCAACGUUAGGCCGACACUGGGAGAGUCGGUUUGUGGCGCUACAAAUUCACAUGCUAGACACUAUCAGGGACAUGUUCCUGUGCUCAGACAGGCCGGUUCUACAGGCCAUCUUCCUCAACAGUAACUGCUUCGAGCAUCUCACUCGACUGCUGCAGAACAGCAAGCUGGUUAACGCUAGGUGCACCGCUGCAGACAAGGACCAGAAAGAUAUAACCAACAACAUGUUACAGACAGGAGAGGGGGACACUCAGGUUUUUCAGGGGCGUCUUGACUCCCUCGCUGUAGCUACUAUCAAAGCCCUCACUACAGUGAUGCAUAAAUCUCCAGCUGCAAAGGAGGUUUUUAAGGAGAGGAUUGGUUAUAAUCACUUGUAUGAAGUACUGUUGUCACUGGGUCAACCGUCCCGACACCUUCUCAAAGAGAUGAUGAACAUGGCGGUGGAAGGCGAGCAUACCUCCGUGGGCCUCUUGGGCAUCAGUAACGUGGAGCCCUUGCUGCUUCUGGUCCAGUGGCUCCCCGAUCUGGAUUCGCCUGAGCUCCAGCUCUUUACGGCCGACUGGCUCCGCCGCCUCAGCUGCCUGAACCGCCAGACCCGUGCCACCUGUGUCAACGCCGCCAUGGUCAUGCGAGCUUUAGCCGCUCUAGAGCAACACGAACGGCUCCACAGAGCUUGUGCAGAGAGCCUCUUCGGGUUAGUUGGCUCACUGGGCUCGCAGUCUUUAGGCGCCAGGGAACUGUUGGAAUUCCUCCGGCUCCUACGACCGUCUGAGUCCAACCCAGCCCACCCGUACGUAGGCCCAGCCCUGAAAGCCCUCCUGGUGAUGGUGCGGAAGCAGGGGCUUGAGAGCGCCAUGCAGUACUUCGACCUGUCGCCCAGUAUGGCCGGCAUUUCGGUUCCGACGGUGCAGCGCUGGCCCGGAUCUGCCUUCAGCUUCAUCGCUUGGUUUUCUCUCGACCAGGACCAGCUGGGCCCGAUCAGUAAAGACAAGCGGAAGCAGCUUUACAGCUUUUUCACUCCUGGAGGAACCGGGUUUGAAGCCUUCAUCAGUUCAGCAGGCGUGCUGGUGGUGGCUGUGUGCACAAAGAAGGAAUACGUCACCGUUAUGCUGCCAGACUACUGCUUCUGUGACUCCCUCUGGCACAGCAUCAGUGUGGUUCACGUCCCUGGAAAGAGACCAUUCGGACAGAGCCUCGUCUACAUUUAUGUGGACGGGCAGCAGAAACUGUCCGCCCCCCUCAAGUACCCGACCAUGACUGAGCCCUUCACUUCCUGCUGCAUCGGCUCAGCAGGCCACCGCACCACCACCCCCCCACCCUCCCAAAUACCAGACCCUCCCUUCUCCUCAACCCCCACGCCAACCACCCGCUCCUCCCUGGGCGGCAUCCUGUCGCCGCAGAGCUGGGGAGGGUUGUUAGGCGGGAAGCCCGAGUCCGUCACCAAGCUGAUCUCAGCCGGGACCCAAGACAGCGAGUGGGGAAGCCCGACGUCCCUGCAGGGCCAGCUCGGGAGCGUCAUGGUGUUUCACGAACCCCUGCAGGCCAAUCACAUCAAAGCAAUCUGCACCGCUGGUCCAAAUUGCAUCUCUCCAUUUAAAACCCAGGAGUCAGAACUGGGCGAUCUGUCGAGCAAAUUACUGCUGCAUUACUCACCCAAGGCCUGCAGGAACCCGAUCUGCCUCGACCUGUCUCCAAACGCGCUGCACGGCCGCCUGACAGGAAACAAAGUUGUCAACUGGGACAUUAAGGACAUGAUCAGCUGCGUGGGCGGCCUUCCAGUCCUCUUCCCAAUUCUGGAGCAGCUGGCUCUGGUGACCCCCGACCAACAAACCGCCGAUCCCGCCGUCGGAUCGGACUUCAUCACGCCUGAUGUGGCCACGCCGGCUGAUGGAGACUGGGUCAUUCUCCCAUCUAACAGAGCGUCAGAGGCCCGUCUGGAGAAGAAUCUGGUGGCCACUUUCCUUUUGGUGCUGAAGCAUUUCCUGCAGAGACACCCGGUCAACCAGGAGACUCUCCUCCACUCGUAUGGGGUUGGGACACUAGGAGCCCUGCUGCAGAAGCUUCCAGCCGGUCAUGUGGACGUGAGCGUGCUGGUCGCCACGCAGCUGCUGAUCGAGCAGGUGACUCAGGAGAGGAAUCAGGCUCUGCUGCAGCAGCUCCACGCACAUCUGCUCUUCAACUUCAACAUCUGGAGCAAAGGGGACUUCCCUCUGCGCAUAGGUCACAUCCAGUACAUGUCCACCGUCAUUAAGGACGACAGGAAGCAGUUCAGGAGGAAGUACGGCGUUCAGUUCCUGUUGGACACCGUGCGCCUCUACUACGGGAAAAACGCUAAUAAAGAGAACGACCUGGGCGAGGACGACGUUCGCGCCAUCCGGGCGUCUCUGUGCGGCUUGAUCAAGUACUACAUCAGCAAGGGCACGUCGCAGGAGGAGAUGCACAGCAUUCUGGGAUACAUCGCCGCCAUCGGGGACGAAGAGCAGCUCAGCUGUGUUCUGGAGCUUCUGCUCAGCCUGCUCCAGAGCAGCCCGGCCAAAGACCAGCUCUUCCUGCACCUCUUCGAGCCCACGGCCGCAGACUCGUGCUACGCUCUGCUGCUUAAUAACAAACACUCGGAUCGACUCAGAGAGCUCGUCUUCAAGCUUUUUGAGCGCAUGCUGCGCUGCGACCGCGUCUACGAGAAAAACAAGCAGCGGUUACGCCUGAGAGAAGCCGGUUACUCCAGCCUGUCGCUGCUCUUCUCAGAGCUUCACAUCACUCCAACGUUGGUCCGCUGCCUCCUCAAUCAGAUCCUCCACACAGAUCAAGUGGUCAACUAUAAGGACCUGAUGGCUCUGGUCCAGCUCACUCACCGAGCCGGACCCAACGUGCGCCUCAUUGUCUGCAAACGGGUGUACCAGCUGCUUCAGUCCCAGCAGGAAGCUGCAGUCCAGAUCUCCAAGCAGCAGUGCUGGCAGGACACCCUCAUGCGCCUUUUUCUACGAGGGGAGGGCUCCCUGCCGCUCCGCAGCUCCGACACCAUCAGCGCCUGCAGCUUGGACUUAAACCGGAUGAGCGGCGGCGGCAACCGCCUGGAGCUUCCCUUGGAGAGGAGGGGGCGAGCAGGCAGCGCCGGGCGCUUAGAUCGGCCCGAGGACGACUGGCUCAGCCUGGGGGACACUCGCUCCGUCGACAGCCUGGAGAGCGGCGACGUCAUCUCGCUGCUGGACACGCCGUCGUCCUCCGCCUCCACCACCGAGCCCCCCCUGCAAGGCAAGCCGUGGGUGGUGGGCAAAUCCGGGGGCUUGGUCCUGGAUCUGUCCCACAUCCAAGCAUACGAGGGAGCGGAGAGCGGCAACCAGACACCUGGGAGCAUGCCCAGCACGCCAUCGCCGCUGGAAAGUUCCAAGCCGUUUCCCGGAAGCUCUGGCGAUCGAGACGCAGCUUCCUCUCAGGUGGAAGACAACUUCCUGUUUAGUGACAACAUCUCGCUGGGGGAGUCCUUCAACAGCGCAGAGAGGGCGGAGGAGGAGCUGUGCAGCAUGCUGCUGGAGAUCAUCCUGUGUGUGAUGUGGCGAGGCGUGGAGGGCUCCGACGACUCGGCGUGGCUGGAACGCGGCCAGGUCUUUUCGGCUCUCACCAAACUGGGAACGGCCAACGAGCUGCUGCUCCCCGUCGACCGGAUCAAGCUCAGUUUGAUGGAGCGGAUGCUGGAGUUGGCGGUGAGCGACAACCGCGAGGCGUCGACGGCCAUGCUGCCGCAGCACACCGAGAACGCGGUGCGGCUGCUCCACAUCGUGCAGGACUUCCUGCAGACCGAGGGCCUGGUUAACCCGGCGCUGUGGACGGAGAAGGUGCUGGAGGAGGCGGUGACCCUCAUGGACUGCCUCAUGGUGUGGUACUCCGCCGGUGCUCAGUGGUUCCAGCUCUCUCAAGUCGGGCUGAGACUUCUGCUGGGGUUCAUGGCUCAAGACGACGUCCAAGUCUGCGCCAUGGCCACCGCCAAGCUAAACGGCAUCCUUCAGACGAAAGAGGUCUCCAGCCAGGACGAGGCCUGCUACCUGCUGGGGAAGUUAGAGGGGAUCCUGCAGCGCUCCAUCCAGGAGCAGUCCGAGGAGAUCUACUCCUUCCUGGUGCCGCUGCUUCGAACGCUGCUCUUCAAAGUCCACCGGCUGCUCUACAUGGAGCUGCACCUGCCCAAGCUGCCCGACACCAACGGAAGCCCCUCCUUCUUCGAGGACUUCAAGCUUUACUGCGACUCUCCAGAGUGGCGUGUCUACCUCGACAAAUAUAUUAUUCCGUACAUGAAACAGUACGAAAUUGAGACCUUCAGCCAGGGUUACGAGAGCAUGGCGCUCUACUGGAAGGAGUGCUACGAGGCCUUCAUGGUCAGCCUGCACAAGAGGGAACGGGAGCGCGGCGAGAGUAAGAUCCGCUUCCAGGAGCAGUUUGUGGAGCCGUUCUCUCGCCGUGGCCGCCAGGAGAACCUGCGCUACAACAGCAUGCUGAAGCAGCAGCACAGUCAGAACAGCGCCACCCUCAGGCAGUGGAAGGCGGCCCGACGAGGCCUGGUUUGUGAACGAGGACCUUGGGCUGACCGGCUGCAGGAUGAGAUGCACUGGAGAGUGUCCAGCGCUGAGAACUUCUCCCGCAUGAGGCUGAAGCUGGUCCGGAACUACAACUUCGAUCCUCAUCGAGAGGCCAGCGCUCUGAGGGACAACCUGGGUGUCCAUCAGCAGCGCGUGAACGCCGAGUCUCUGCUGCUGGAGGCGGUGAAGCAGGUCAAAGUCAGCGACCUGGAAGACGACAUCCUGGAGCUUCCAGAAGACGAUCCCGCUGUCGCCAACAACCAAGUGGAGGCGGAGGAGGCCGGCCAGAAGGAGAAGCUGGUGCUGUGGGAGGACUGCGAGCUGGUGACGGUGGUGGACGUGGUCCCCGGACGCCUGGAAAUCACCACCCAGCACAUCUACUUCUACGACAGCAGCCCAGAGAAGGAGGAAGGAGAAGGGCACGACUUCAAAUGGCCGCUGUCGCAGAUCCGAGAGGUUCACCUCAGGCGGUACAACCUGCGGCGCUCGGCGCUGGAGAUCUUCCUCAUCGAUCAGACCAACUAUUUCCUCAACUUUAAAAAAGAGGCGAGGAACAAAGUGUACAGCCGCAUGCUGCUGCUGCGCUCGCUCAGCCUGUAUGGAACCAGAUCACCGCAGGAGCUGCUCAGAGCGUCAGGACUCACGCAGAAAUGGGUGAAUCGGGAGAUUUCCAACUUUGACUACUUGAUGCAGCUCAACACGAUUGCAGGGAGGACCUACAACAACCUGGCUCAGUACCCGGUGUUUCCCUGGAUUUUAGCAGACUACACUUCAGACGAACUGGACCUGUCCGACCCGCGGGUUUUCAGAGAUCUGUCGAAGCCGGUGGCCGUGCAGAACGAACGCAACGCCAAGGCUGUGAGAGAGAAGUAUGAAAGCUUCGAGGACCCAACUGGUACCAUCGACCGAUUCCACUACGGCACCCAUUACUCCAACGCCGCAGGAGUGAUGCACUACAUGAUCCGGGUGGAGCCCUUCACCUCCCUGCACAUCCAGCUGCAGAGCGGACGGUUUGACUGCGCCGACCGACAGUUCCACUCCAUCCCUGCCACCUGGCAGACCCUCAUGGACAACCCCAACGACGUCAAGGAGCUCAUCCCCGAGUUCUUCUACUUCCCAGAGUUCCUGGAGAACCAAAACGGCUUCGACUUGGGGCGCCUCCAGAUCUCCAAAGAACGAGUGAACGACGUUGUUCUACCGAAGUGGGCCAAAUCCCCAGAAGAUUUCAUCUACAAGCACCGCAAAGCUCUGGAGUCUGAAUUCGUGUCUGCUCACCUCCACGAGUGGAUCGACCUGAUCUUCGGCUACAAACAGAGAGGUCCUGCAGCUGUGGAGGCUCUCAACGUCUUCUACUACUGCACAUAUGAAGGAGCGGUGGACUUGGACGCCAUCACCGACGAAAAGGAGCGUAAGGCUUUGGAAGGGAUGAUCAGCAACUUCGGACAGACUCCCUGCCAGUUAUUGAAGGAGCCCCACCCCGUGCGGCUGUCGCUGGAGGAGGUGGAGAGAAGGAAGUCCCAGCUGGACUCGUGUCCUCUCAACAUGUUCGAACACCUCGGCAACCUCAAGUCCUUCUUUGUGGAGGGUAUCUGUGAUAACGUCCCGCUGGUGAAAGCCGUAGUGCCAAAGAAUCAGUCGCACUCCUUCAUCAGCCAAGGGAGUCCCGACACCAUGGUGACGGUGAGUCAGAACUGCCUGGUUGGGACUCACGGAUGGCUGCCUUACAACAAGAACAUCUCCAACUAUUUCACCUUCAUUAAAGACCCCGCCGUCUCCAACGCCAAAACCCAGCGUUUCCUGUCGGGACCCUUCGCCCCGGGCGUGGAGGUGUCUCCGGGGCUGUUCGUCGUCUCCCACGACGGGAAGCUGCUCUUCAGCGGCGGACACUGGGAUAACAGCAUUCGGGUCACGUCGCUGGUCAAAGGCAGGACGGUGGCGCAGCACAUCCGGCACAUGGACAUCGUCACCUGCCUGUCGACAGACCACUGCGGCAUCCACCUGAUCUCAGGCUCCAGAGACACCACCUGCAUGGUGUGGCAGGUCCUGCAGCAGGGCGGAGCUCCCGUGGGUCUCCAUCCCAAACCCAUUCAGGUGCUGUACGGACACACGGACGAGGUGGUCAGCGUGGGGGUCAGCACAGAGCUGGACAUGGCUGUGUCCGGAUCCCGGGAUGGUACGGUGAUCAUCCAUACGGUGCGCCGUGGGCAGUACAUGCGCUGCCUGCGCCCUCCGUGCGACAGCUCCCUACCGCUGUCCAUCCUUCACCUGGCCGUGUCCUGGGAGGGCCACCUGCUGGUCCACACCUGCCUGGAGGGCAAAGCCACUCUCAAGGAUAAAAACACCCUCCAUCUUUACUCCGUGAACGGGAAGCACCUGUGCAGCGAGCCUCUGAAGGAGCAGGUGACGGAUAUGUGCGUUUCAGGGGAGUACGUGGUCAUCGGCAGCGAGCAGGGAUACCUGUCCAUCCGUGACCUUUACAGCUUGUCUCUGAGCGCAGAGCCCAUGGCCAUGCGCGUCCCCGUGCGCUGCGUCUCCGUCACCAAGGAGCAGAGCCACGUGCUGGUGGGCCUGGAGGACGGGAAGCUGAUCAUCGUGGGCGUGGGGAAGCCGGCGGAGAUGCGCUCCAAUCAGAUCACCCGGAAGCUUUGGGGAGCCAAUAAGAGGCUGACCCAGAUCUCCUCGGGGGAGACCGUUUACAACACCCAGCAGGACAGCAACUGACCCCUCCCCCCUCACACAGACACGCCCAAAACCUCCUCUCCUCGGACCUACACCCUCCCCCCAUGCAUACGCUCCCUAUCCCUCCUUUUUAUUACUUUUUAUUUGUUCAUCACCAACAAAGUUGCAUCGUUUUCGGUUACUUUCAUUUGCAUUUCGUGGGUUUGGAUCGUACGGCGCCGGCGCCUUCGCAUCCACAUGCAAGUUUGUUGCCAGGUUUUGUCUUUUACGUGGCCUUUUUUCUUUUCUUUAUUAUUAUUAUUAUUUUUUAAGUUUCUACCAGUUUGUAAGCGGAUGCAGACAGGCCGGCCUGUCGACUCAGUGCUGCCCCCUGGCCGCCUUAUGCAGUAACACAGCUCCACGACAAAACGACCAAAUUCUCUGCCUUUCUGUAUGGUUUCAUGUGAUUUUUAUAUUAUUGUUUGACAAAAGAAUGCAUGUUCUUCACAUUGAAAAAAAAAGGAGUUACCAUAACGAUACGAUAGCGGUUAAAAAGUUGUGAGAUUAUUUGUGUUUUCGUAAAUUACUAAUAGUUGCACACUACGCACUCAAACGCUUCACAUGCAGAUUUAGUCUGGACAAGUUACUUGAAUCUUUAUUUAUGAGUAAUUUUUGUUUAAAUCACUUUGUGGUUUGAAGUCUCCAGGAUAUUUAUGACUCUUCUGACUGUUCGCAAAGAAGGAAAAAGCCUGAAAUACUCAAGGGCUCCAGAGAUGUCAGUGUUAGCAGCAAUACGUCUUUUCUCUUCUGUUUCUUUUUUCCGGUCUUCCUGCAGCUGAACCGGGACGGUCAGUAGAACCAGACUUCCAAUUCUUUAGCUUUCUUCCAGCAGUUUAUGACUGAUUUUUUUUAGGGAGUUAUACUUAGGAGACAUUGAGAACGAUUAUAGGAAUGAAAAUAUUUCCAUUUACGGUGCAGUAAAAGAGUUUUUAUUUAAACGGAACACUAAGAUGGUUUGGAGGCCAGCCUGUUCUUCUUUGAUGCAUUUUCUUUUUUAGAUAAACUGUUGAUCUACGACUGCAACAAACUGAGUGCCUUUAUCCCAGAGUGCUGUCAACACAAAGCUAGAUAGUUGUUUAACUUCCCCUAAAAGAAAGCAGCAUUCCGCAUGUAAAGGGUCCACUGAACUCGUGGAUACAGAACUUCAGAAAAUUCUAGAUAUUUUUUUUUCUGUUUGUUUUUGGUUGGAUAUGUGUGUAUAACUGUGAUUAUUUAUGAAUUCAGUAUAUAUUGUACAGCAUGAUUUUUAUUUUGACAUGUACUUUUGCACUUUCCAGGUACUAAAUUGUAACAAAUUGUUUUAACUUUUUGCUCCUUAAUCUGUACAAACGGCUUUGUAUACACACGUGAAAAUGAUCAUUAAAGUCUUGUCUGAAUUUAGUAAAA